Messenger RNA from Manihot esculenta (cassava), 1029 nucleotides. RefSeq lists its product as uncharacterized. NCBI's taxonomy places the organism in Eukaryota, Viridiplantae, Streptophyta, Magnoliopsida, Malpighiales, Euphorbiaceae. The record is from RefSeq and is a predicted model, not a curated record. Bases 226 to 852 code for a protein of 208 amino acids. The transcript has a single exon.
CCAGAAUUCGCUUAUGACGCUUUGCUCUCCUCAUUCCAUCCGUAUAUUUGCUGUGACCGUACCCUCUUCCUUUAUUAGCCCCCCAUCUCUUGGACUCUCCAUUCUUUUUAUUUUCUUCUCUUCCCUCUCAACUCUCAACUUUCAAGCUGCCCAUCUCCUUUCCUCCGUUCUCGUCUCUGGCUCUGCUACUGUCACCUGGAUUUCUGGCUUAUCAAUUUGAAGCAAAUGGGUACCUGUUUCUCUUGUUCUGUCCUCAGCACUGAAUCUCAUGAGCUUCUUUCCUCGCCGACUGCCAAGGUUGUGUCUCUUAAUGGUUGUCUCCAGGAAUACAAUGUUCCUGUUUUUGUUUCUCAAGUCCUGGAGGCUGAAGCUUCAUCCUCGUCUUCAUCAUCCUCCUCAUCGCCGCCUUCUUUCUUCCUCUGCAAUUCUGACCUUUUAACUUAUGAUGAUUAUAUUCCAGCUUUGGAUUCGAACGCCCAGCUUUACGCUGAUCAAUUGUAUUUUGUUCUUCCUAUAUCUAAACUUGAAAACAGGCUAACCGCUUCUGACAUGGCGGCUUUGGCUGUGAAAGCUAGCGUAGCCAUCCAAAAUGCCUCCAAGAAAGACGGUCAACGGCGUAAGAAGGCCAGGAUUUCUCCUGUUUUAAUGGGGAAUCAGUCGCCCUCCUCAGAUGAUGCCGAAGCUAUUAAGUCGUUUGAGAAGCCAGCACGGCCACAACAGCAAUCUCCUGCCGGAUUAUCCAGAUCUGGGUCUGUUAAAAGAUUACAAAAGUAUACUUCCAGACGUGCAAAACUGGCUGUGCGCUCCUUUAGGCUUGGAUUAAGCACCAUUUACGAAGGGGCAGUGCUCUGAAUUUCUAUUUCAUUUUUAAUUUCUUCAUUUGGUGGGAUGGUAAUGUUCCAAUUUUGACGAAAAAUCAGAUGGGCCAAAAAAAAAAAAAAAAAAAAAAAGAGCAACACAGUCCUGUAAAAAACAAUACAAUUAAUGAAAAUAUGGUACUGAAUGUAUCUAAUCUAGUUUUUUCUUCCA